Molecule: messenger RNA, 762 nt
Organism: Magallana angulata
Lineage: Eukaryota; Metazoa; Mollusca; Bivalvia; Ostreida; Ostreidae
Product: heat shock protein 27-like
Exons: 1
Coding region: 57-566 (169 amino acids)
Biological process (GO): protein refolding; response to heat
Molecular function (GO): protein folding chaperone
Source: RefSeq, a predicted model, not a curated record
AGUCAAUCAUUCGCGAUACACGCGCGCUUUCUGAUCGAGAACCUUAAAAAGUAACCAUGAGUCUUGUUCCCGUGGAUUUCUUUGACUGGGGAUACUGGGACAAACAAAGGUCCCUCUUCCCUAGCUUCGAGAGAGAGUUUGCACGCUCCUUUGAAGAAUUCGACCGUGAAUUGGGUAGAAUGAAAGAUGAGAUGCAUAAACUAGUUCCGAAAGAAUUGAAGAAAGACAAUUUUUUGAACAUUUCUAAUCCUUAUGUUGAAGAUGCAUCAGGAAACAAAAAGCUGCAUCUGAAAUUUGAUUGCAGCGACUUUAAACCGGAGGAAAUUAACGUGAAAACGGACGACAGGAAUUUGGUCGUCCAUGCCAAACACGAGGAGGACUCCAAGGGACAAAAAGUGUACAAGGAGUUCACACAGACCUAUCUACUUCCUGAGGGGGUGGAUCCCCAGAAAGUCCAGUCCACGCUGACCAAUGACGGCGUCUUGUGUGUGGAAGCCCCCGCGCCUAAAGCUGUGGAGGCCCCCAAGGAGAGAGUGAUCCCCAUCGAAUACAUGAAGAAAAAGUGAACUCCGAGAAACUUGCAAAAUUCAUUAUCAUUUCAUUUCAUAUGGACGUUUUUAAAGUGUCUGUGACUCCUUUGUUUUCUGUCUCUCUCGCGGUAAGAAAUCCCGUAACUGACCAUGCUUUGUCAAUAUACAUGACUGCAUCUAUGUCGAUGUCAAUUUUUUGAUAUUGUGAAUAAUUAAAUUAACUGAAAUUCUU